AUGUUGGACUUAAAUAUAGACGAUUUGCCUGAAAUUUGGCCAAUUUUUAAGAUAUCAACGAAUAGUGAUUUAAUGGACACAGCCCAAACUCCAAGACUUUUACAAUAUGUGGUAGACCCCGACUUAGAAAACUGGAAUCCCAACGGUGAACAGGAAAUAAGUAGGUUAUACGGCUCAAAGCGAUGUGCUCGCUGCAAUACCCCAAUCUCUGCUUCGGAACUAGUGAUGCGUGCUCGGGACCUGGUGUUCCACGUGCACUGCUUCUCAUGUGCUCUAUGCAGCACCCCACUGAACAAAGGAGACACCUUCGGCAUUAGAGAUUCAGCAGUUUACUGCAGGCUGCACUAUGAGACCAUGCCGGACUACGGCGCACACAUGGCCGUACCAGGCCCACCACAGAUGUGUCCAGUGCCCUACGCUGCGGGGCCCGCACCUGGACCUCACUACCCCCCGUACCCUUCCCCAGAGUUCGCUCGCGUGGACAAUGAUGUUCCUAAAGGUCCGUUCUUCAACGGCUCCACAGCGCCCCCUCCCCGACAAAAAGGACGACCCCGAAAAAAGAAGCCCAAAGAUCAGGAACUGAUGGCUGCAAACUUAGAAAUCGAUCGUAUAACCCCAUUUUUUACUUGCUUCCAGUUGGAUCUCAAUCCGGAGUACCUGGAACUUGGGUUCCGGGGCGGUGCUGGACUGGGCUCAUCUUCGCGCACCAAGCGGAUGCGUACCAGCUUUAAACAUCACCAGCUAAGAACAAUGAAGUCAUAUUUCGCGAUCAACCACAAUCCAGACGCUAAAGAUCUGAAGCAACUGAUUGUAGCCAAGGAGACAUCUCUUUUUGCGAACGAAAUUUGCUUUGGUGUCAAUGUGUCUACAGUUAUAUCAGUUAUGGCACUCAAAAAGGCAGUUUGGUUCCAGAAUGCCCGGGCCAAGUGGAGGAGGAUGGUGACCAAACAGGAGAGCAAGCUCUCCGACAAAUGCUCCCCAGAUGCUUCUCUCGAUAUGGACCUAUACCAUGGUCAAAUGGGGUCGAUUCAGUCGUUGCCACCUCACAGCCCACCAUACAGCGUAAUGGGAGGCCCACCGAGCCCGAACUCCAUGGAUUGCCCCUAGCCUUCAUUGAGCGCCUUAUGAGCGCCAUAAACCUUAAUCCGUGUGGUACGCCAAGCCGCACUAUGCGGAGGGGUGUGCCAGCUGCCUCCUACGAGGCAAACUUUAUCACGACGACAACAAUCAAAACAGAGAAUAAAAACAAAAACAAUAGACAAUCGAAACAGACAUGUUUCAGAACUACUUGUUCGUCGAAUUUAUUCCCAUCAACAAUUUAUUCCAAAUCCGGGUUCUCCAGAAAUUUCACAGUAUCAGAAAUACGAGCAACUUGAUGAAAUGGAAUUAAAAGUAGAACCUGAUAAGUAUAGUCCAACUCCUUUUGCAAUGCCAAAUUUACCCCUAAAUUCUCCCACUUUUGGGGAAAUCGUUAAUCGUAACUCUACUUGGCAAAAUUUUAUACAACCCACUCAGGAACAAACAUUGUCAAGUCCAAUUCGACAGAAUAAUCUUCAAAGUUAUCAGGGUAGUUACAAUGAGCAAAGUCCUCACUCUUUUGACAAUUAUAAAAUGUUUAGUUCUUCUCCAAGUUCUUCACAUCCCAAUCCUGAAUCAGGGAUGAUAGGACAAGAUAAUGAAUAUUUCUCACGUAUAAACGAAACUCCAUGGCAGCAACAGUUUCAUGUCAGUCCAGCAAACCAAGUUCUAACUUCACAAUUUUCAUUUCAGAACCAACGUCCCCAAAAUGUAACUCAACAGUACCGUUAUCCCCAACUUGAAUCAUAUUAUGAGCGAACUCCUGACAAUUUGUCAAGACAAUCUACCGUAAAUUUUGGAUUUGAACAGAUGAGAUCGCAGCCUAUUAUAAAUAGGACAGCACAAGAACCCCUUUUUGAUCAAACCAUUCCACAAAAGCCUAUAUAUGAGCAAUUUUCUGAAGACGUUUCCUAUAGGCAAGCUGUAGUAAACCGAAGCUUUGGGUUGGUAAACCAACAUCCUACCCAAUACCACCAAGUUCAUUAUCCAUAUCAGCAAGUACAAUCUGAUUUUUAUAAUACUAACAAUCCUGUGUACGAACCAAGCUCUGAAGCCCUCGCAAUCAGACAAGAUUAUUUACGAGCCCAAUUGGCAAAUACUUCUUUACCCACCCAGACUGAUUUUAGUCAAAUUUUUCAAGACCCUUGUAUAGGUAAUUCUUUGCCGUUUCAAGGCCAACAAUUUUCUGAUGCGCGAAGUCAUCAACCUCUUUAUGGCUUAACCCCCCAGCCCUCAGCUUUUGUUGAACCUCAACAAUCUGUUUGCGAACAAAACUCACAUAUGUUUCAUGGGCAAAUUCACGAACAAGCAGUUUCCAGACAUGGACGUGCAGGUAUAUAGCAACUCUUAUGAGCAGUGUCAAUAAAUUGAUGAAUCAGUGUGUUAGUGAAAUACUGUUAUUGCCAGAAGUGAAAAAUACUGUGAAUAGACGUUAUUUUUCUACAUACAAACAUAACUAAUAAUGUUUCCUGUGCAGUGUAUUGUUAAAUUAUUGUAUAUCGACAUUGUAAGUAAUAGAAGUUGAAUAAUAAUCAGGAAAUUGUUUUUGGUGUAAAUAUUUGAAAAAUAGUAUACCAAACAAAGUUGGAAUAUUUUUGUAAGUGAUGAACUAAAAAUAUAUUGUGUUUAAUUAAUCAAAGGACACUUGCGUCCAACCAAUUUAGUUACUUUGCUUGUUUCAUCAAAAAUGAAAUGCAUUCCACUAAGUUUAUUGUAUUGGGAACAUUGAAAAAUGCUCUUUUUCCUGCAUAUUGGCUGCGAGUCAACAAAUUCGAAAUUGCAUUAACCACUGAAGAUUCCCAGGUACUCGCAUUUAUUAGUGAGUUUCAAUAAAAUAAUUAAUAUUUUGUUAAAGCAUAAUUACACGAUUCAUUAUAAACAAUAAUCGCAUUAUGAAAACUAUUUUGGUUUGUAAAUAAACAUGACUACACUAAACAUAAAUUAUUAUCGUAAAGUAUGGAGCGCUGUAAAUAUUUUUAACGAUUCAUAGACCAUAGCACCAUAGUUAUUAUAACGGUUAAUUUAACGUUUUAUCCUUUUUGAUGUACUUAUAUUUGAAUGACUAAAGACUUGUAUUGGAUCAUACACGCCACUGAAUCAGUGUAUUGAAAUUAUGAAUGAAUAAUCGCAAUAUAUCGAAUCGACUGUCGUUUAUAAACGGUUGUAUAAAUAAAUAAGUGUAUAGACUAUAAGAUGUUAGAAAACUAACCUUGUUUAAAUCAUACUGAUGUUAGUUUUCUGUUAUUUUUUUUUUAUUAAUUAUGGUUCUGUAACUCGGUUCGUUGAACCGACAGAAAAAGUUCGUUUAAUAAUAUAUUACUAUUUAUUUAUUGACAAUUUAUAUUUAAUUUAGUUUAAGUUAUAGUCUGUAGUUAGGUGACAUAAACUGAAUGUGAAUGUUUUUCCAUAGUUGUAAUAAUUAUUACCUAGCCUAGCAUAGUCAUAGAUAAAUUUAUUAGCCGGCAAAAUAAUAUUUAAUAUAAAAUCUUCAAUGAUUUGCAGUUAAACAUUUUGUUUAGAAAUUACAUUAUACAAUAUUCCUACUGUCUUUUAAGUAGUUCUAAGCAUUACUUGUUAAGUUAAAUUCCGGCUGAGUUAACGCACUUUUAGUUCCUUGUAUAGAUUUAAAUUACAUUAUAAUAAAUAAUCAACAUAAUAUAUAAAUAUACUAGUAGCUGAAACAAUAAUGUUCUUCAUAAAAAGUAGUGUCGAUCAUAAUCAAUUUUUAAUUAUACUUAUAGAGUUCUUAGUCCACAAUAACAUUUGGCAAUAUUUCGGCAACGGUUUUAAUUUUAAAACGAAAUUCCUGUGACUAAAAGUUAUAAAAAUCUGUUAAAUAAAAAAUAAUUCAACUUUA
Messenger RNA from Spodoptera littoralis (African cotton leafworm), 3934 nucleotides. Lineage: Eukaryota; Metazoa; Arthropoda; Insecta; Lepidoptera; Noctuidae. The record is from the annotation of a GenBank genome assembly.